Messenger RNA from Penaeus indicus, 1378 nucleotides. Its product is annotated as inter-alpha-trypsin inhibitor heavy chain H4-like. Lineage: Eukaryota; Metazoa; Arthropoda; Malacostraca; Decapoda; Penaeidae. Bases 80 to 1378 code for a protein of 432 amino acids. The record is from RefSeq and is a predicted model, not a curated record. The transcript is spliced from 10 exons.
GUCACAUGGGAAACAGUUAGGUGCGGACGGCAGUCGCGGCUCCCAUGCUUGCUUCAGUGUAUGUCAGUGUACUAUCGAGAUGAGGUCAGCUAAGCUUUCCUGGAUCAUUCCCUGGUGUGUCCUGUUCUUCGGAUGGCGGGUCGUGGAGAGCACCCUUCCCCCUCCCCCCCUGCCCCUUCCGGUCAGCAUCGGGCAGGACCUUGAGAUCGUGACGUACCACAUUCAGUCCCUGGUCAUCUCCCGCUACGCCGUCACCACCGUCACCUGUAGGAUCCGCAACCCGGCCCUCGAUCCUCAGGAGGCCACCUUCAGCAUCCUCCUGCCGGUGAACGCGUUCAUCUCCAACCUCACGAUAGAGGCUGGUGGACGGAACUACACGAGCCUGGUGAGGGAGAAGGAGGAGGCGCGGAGGACGUACGAGAAGGCCAAGUUCCGAGGACAGAACACUGCCAUCGUUCAUCAGAAAGAAAGGGAAACAUCGAGAUUCCGGGUCGACGUGAGUGUGUCGGAGCAGGACGAGGUCAUCUUCUAUCUGACUUAUGAAGAACUGUUGGAGCGACGGCUGGGCGUGUACUCGCACAAGAUCAACGUCCAUCCGGGAUACCCAGUCUUGGAUAUGUUAGUGGAUGUUACUAUCCAUGAAACACGGGAUAUUAGCGUCCUCUCCGUGGAGAAGGUACCGGGAGGAGAUUCUUUCAGGAAUGCUGUGACGGAAUGGCGAGAAGGCGGAAAGACGGCCCGACUGCAGUAUGACCCCGACCGAGAGUUGAUGCCCAAGGACGGGGUGAUCCACGGCCAGCUCGAAGUGCAUUAUGAUGUCCAAAGAGCUCUUGAUGCCGGGGACAUUCAGAUCGAAGAUGGAUAUUUCGUCCACUUCUUUGCGCCCAUCGACCUGCAGUUUACCCCAAAGCACAUUACCUUCUUGAUCGACACUUCUCAGUCCAUGCUUGGCCACAAACUUGUUCAGGUGAAAGAUGCCUUACGCCACAUCCUGAUGGACCUCAACGCGGGAGACACCUUCAAUAUCAUCCACUUCUCCUCGGCCUCCUACAAGCUGGGGACGAUGCGCUACACGGGGACAGCAGUUCGGAAAGCCAAGAAGUUCAUCAACAACCUCCACGCCGACGGAGGGACGAACAUCAACGACGGACUCAGGGUGGCAUUAGAGCAGGAGAAUAACAUGGGGGCAGAAGGAGUGCGACCUCAUAUCAUCAUCAUGCUGACUGAUGGACAGGCUACAGUGGGCAUCACACGUUCAGAUAAUAUAUUGAAGAAUGUGAGGGAGAGGAACAAGGAAGGAGCAUCCAUAUUUUGCCUUGGUUUUGGAAGGGGGGCUGACAUGAAUUUGCUAGAAAGAAUAGCACAUCAAGUUGUGUAG